Messenger RNA from Bombus pascuorum, 6170 nucleotides. It is a transcript of the gene gro, whose product is annotated as protein groucho. Gene Ontology annotation, cellular component: nucleus; transcription regulator complex. Bases 532 to 2856 code for a protein of 774 amino acids. The record is from RefSeq and is a predicted model, not a curated record. Gene Ontology annotation, molecular function: transcription corepressor activity; protein binding. Lineage: Eukaryota; Metazoa; Arthropoda; Insecta; Hymenoptera; Apidae. Gene Ontology annotation, biological process: negative regulation of canonical Wnt signaling pathway; regulation of DNA-templated transcription. The transcript has 16 exons.
UGUUAGUAGCCGCUCAUUGGUGUUCGCCGCGGCGGCAAGCGGCGUUCACACGUUUCCCGUCAUCCACUUCGGUACCCGGCUCGCAGUCGAGCGUCGUUCGUUGUACGGUGCGGUUGUGACGUUCGCGAUUCGUCUCGACGCUUUAUACGUUCGAUAUAUGUACAUAUUUGUAUAUGUGUGACACUGUGCACGCGUUUUCUUUUUUUCUUUGGACUUCAGAUAUAUACAUGAAGUGUUUGUGAUAGUGCAUAGAGAUCAUCGGUGUGUGUCGGUUAUAUUUUUUCGCAUAGUGCCAAGGUGGAUUAAAGACGUAUCUGCUGAGAAAACGAAACGCAAGAAGCAGGAAAGGAGUCACGAGUAGAGUUGGCGAAGAUCUUGAUGCUGAACACCGAGGGAAGACCGUUGGCGUUCCUCCAAGAUCCUGAGAAUGUUACUGCAAAGAUCGAGCCGGGGAAUGGAUCAUGAAAUGACCGCGUACAAAGGACAUUGCGGACGCGUGUGAUUCUUGCGGAGUAUUUAGUCACAAUUAAGAUGUACCCCGCGCCGGCGAGACACCCAGCCGCUCCCGGUGGCGGAGGAAGCGGUGGGGCUGCGGGAGGUCUGAAAUUCACGGUGGCUGACACUUGCGAGAGGAUCAAAGAGGAAUUCAAUUUCAUCCAGCAACAGAACCACUCACUGAAGAUCGAAUGCGAGAAACUGGCCAGCGAGAAGACCGAGAUGCAGAGGCAUUACGUUAUGGUAAGGCACUUUUACUACGAAAUGUCUUACGGCCUAAACGUGGAGAUGCACAAGCAGACCGAGAUCGCUAAGAGGUUGAACGCGAUAAUCGUCCAGCUACUCCCAUUCCUGGCACAAGAGCAUGGCUUGCAGCAUCAGCAGCAGGUGGCCAAUGCCGUAGAGAGGGCGAAGCAAGUCACGAUGUCCGAGCUGAACGCUAUUAUUGGGCAACAGCAACAACAAGGUUUGCAACAGCUAUUGCAACAGAUUCACGCGCAGCAGCUGCCACAUGGUGCGGUCGUCGGCGGUCUUCCACCGGCGGGGCUAUUGGGCUUCGCAGGUGCGGCCGCGGCGGCCGCAGCCGCGGGGGUGCCACCUCAUCUAGCUCCACCACCGCAUCCCGCGGCCGCGGCUGCGGUUCAAGCACAAGCGCAGGCGCUGCUGAAACCUUCGGACCUGCAACAACACCGAGCGGCCGCGGAGACGCCCGAGGACCGUAAACCGAUCGCUCUCACCGACGAGAGACUCAGACGAUCCGUGUCGCCGCCGGAGAAAUUCCGUAGCCGCACGCCUGACCUCGAGAGCGAUCCCAAGAGGCGGAAGGAGGAGAAGCUCGGACACGACAGCGACGCAGAGAAGAGCGAUCAGGACUUGGUAGUGGAUGUCGCGAACGAGGAGGCAUCGUCGCCGCACGCGAAUGGUGACCAUUCGGAUCCACGUGAGAACGGCACUCUGGAGAAACUGGGCGCCCCAGGACACGUAGGACCUAUUUCCGGUGCUGGCUCCACAUCUGUGAAAGACAGGCCACCAUCGCGGAGUGGAAGUUCAUCCGCCCGUAGCACACCGUCUCUGAAAAGUAAAGAUAUCGACAAGCCGGGUACACCUGUGGCGGCGGCGAGGGGGUCGCGCAGCUGUACGCCAACUAUGGGAGGAAUCCCUGGUCCCUUGGCAUCGCGGGUCUAUCAUCCGCCAUCGUCACAGCAAACGCCACCGCAGGGCUAUCAGGGUUUGCCGUCCCGCGGCAAUGAGCCGCCACAAUCGCCUUCGCCGUACAGCAACUUACCAUACGCCAGGACCUCGAUGCUCGGCUUCGACGGUCACGUGAGGAUACCAUCGAGUAACGGGAUAAGCAACAUUCCGGGUGGCAAACCAGCGUACUCGUUCCAUAUGAACGGCGAGGGUCAGCUGCAGCCAGUGCCAUUCCCCACAGACGCUCUGAUAGGGCCGGGAAUUCCACGUCACGCGCGUCAGAUUAAUACCUUGACUCAUGGCGAGGUUGUGUGCGCCGUCACCAUCUCGAAUCCGACCAAGUACGUCUACACGGGCGGCAAAGGGUGCGUUAAAGUCUGGGACAUCGGACACGGAGGCGGUGGCAGUAUCAAACACGUAUCGCAGUUGGACUGCCUACAACGCGACAAUUAUAUUAGAUCGGUAAAGUUACUGCCGGACUGCAGAACCCUUAUAGUUGGAGGGGAGGCGAGUCAGCUGAUCAUCUGGGACUUGGCUAGUCCUACACCGCGAAUCAAAACGGAACUGACGUCAGCGGCACCGGCCUGUUACGCGUUGGCGAUCUCACCAGACUCGAAGGUCUGCUUCAGCUGCUGCAGCGAUGGCAACAUCGCCGUGUGGGAUCUACAGAACGAGACGUUGAUUCGACAGUUCCAAGGCCACACGGACGGUGCCUCCUGCAUCGAUAUCUCGGCGGACGGUUCGAAGCUGUGGACAGGAGGGUUGGAUAAUACGGUGCGUUCGUGGGACCUAAGGGAGGGUAGACAGUUGAAGCAACACGACUUUACCUCGCAAAUAUUCUCAUUGGGCUAUUGCCCAACCGGAGAAUGGCUCGCUGUGGGUAUGGAAAAUUCGAACGUAGAGGUGCUUCACGCUACCAAGUCCGAUAAGUAUCAACUGCACCUACACGAGUCGUGCGUGUUAUCGUUACGCUUCGCCUCUUGCGGCAAAUGGUUCGUCUCCACCGGCAAGGAUAAUUUGUUGAACGCAUGGCGCACACCGUACGGAGCUUCGAUAUUUCAGUCGAAGGAGUCUUCGUCGGUGUUGAGCUGCGACAUCUCUGCCGACGACAAAUAUAUCGUGACUGGAUCCGGUGACAAAAAGGCCACUGUAUACGAAGUGAUUUACUAGACGUGCACGGUAAAGACGUUUCACGCUUUCCUCCCUUGGUCGAAACCUGAACUCUGUAACACGCUCUCCCUUUUCGCGGGGGAGAUCCUACAAGUGAGACUUUUUAGCAGCCUUAGGAACAUAGACUGUUACUAUAUUGUGUAUAUAUGCAUAACAAGUCUGUAUUAACGAUAGAAACCGUGAUCGAAAGAAACAAAGAAUAGACGAAAGAACAGAGGAAAGAGAAAGAGAGAGAGAGAGAGAGAGAAAUAGUGAUAAAAAAAAGUAAACAAAAAAAAAACGAAGGAGAGGGACUAAUGCUAAUUAUGACGACGAUCAAGAAACCAAUGUGUGUGCCAGAGAAAAAGCUGUACAUGUAUAUUUAGGAGUUGCGUGUGCGUGACCCAACUGUACGUACAACCGUGUGAUUUAAACGUAGAGAGAACUUUCUUUGUCGCGUGUAUACAACGAGAACGUGUUAAUGGGACGUUACCAAGCGAUUUUGCAUGCGCGUUAAGUGACCAGGAGAGCCUUGCAAAUGGUGAUGCUAGAUACGGUUUCGUAUUAAGUACCUAAUUAUAGAAUCAACAUGCCCAAGAUGACAUCAUACGACAGAUAAAACACGUGAAGAACGAACAGUCGAAGCCUGUCUAACAAAAAAUUAUACUUGUUCUCGCCUAUUGUAAUUUUCUUCAAAACUUUUACAACUUUUGCAAUCGCUGUCCCUUAACGUGUCUACGACCACGAUAACGAGUCGACGAAUACUAUUGCUGUAUACAUAGAUGAUGUACACGUGGAAUCGUUUCGAGAAAAUCGCUGGUCGUAGUUACAUACUUUGGAUAAUGCGUUUCGCUAUAGACUACAAACAAAGUAUAGUCGAUUAAUACUUUGUGCUGUCGUGAACAAGAAAAAAGAAGGAAAAAGAAGGCAGGUGAAAAAUAAAUGUACAUCGAAUUUAUUUAUUUCGUAUAAAAUUGUUCGUUUCGUUGGAACACUAUAGUCACUAUAGUCAGAGGAUUCGGUCGUUCAAAUAUUCAUGCAUCAUCCAAACUAUCGAAGCAACGACUGGAAAUAUCACGAGAGAUUCAUUUCGAAGUCAUUGACGGAGGAUGAUCGCGCUGUUUCUCCUUAAAAGAAAGAAAGGAAAGUAAACACGAGACUUGUACCAUGGGAGCAGUGUUGUGUAUUCUCUACAUCCCGAUCAACCACAAUUAUUAAUUAAUUUUAAAUAUAUAGAUAAAAAACGAUUGUCUUUUCUGUUCAAGAAAGCUUACGUGAAUAAUUAUUCGAAUCUUUUUCAGCGAAUACUUUUACAUCCAUGGGUAAGUAAUUGCUUAAUACUUUACAACCUGAUCAAAAUCAACGAGAAUUUAUGCACAUUAUUGCACAUUAAGCUCGAAUGAUUUGUAAGCAUGAAGAAUCAGCUAGAAAAUGGUUGAUUCGAUUAUACCAAUCAGAAAGGGAAUACAGAACAUCCUGGAAUAUCAAUCUUAAUUAUUGCUGGCAUAAAUGUUUUAAUAGACAGUAUUUUAUUCGUUGUUAAGUCAUCAAAUUCAAAUAAUUAUUUUCUAAUUAAAAAUCGCAUUUUUUAUUGAAAUCUUUUAAUAUAAUAGUAAUAGAAUUAUUAUUUAAUCAUUCAAUUAAAAAUAAUAAUUUUCUUAAUAAAGUAAGUACGCAAAAUUAAUCUGUUAUAAACAAUGUUUGGACGUUUUGAUUUACGCGCAUCUACGCUGCGCAGCACGUGACCAAACACGUUAUAAGUGCGUUAAAACAUGUCCUGUCACGUCUCUUGUGCCAACAAAUCAUUCGAUCGUAUCGUAAAUUAUUUUACUGUACGUCUAUCGCAUUUCCAAAUAUGCAACCAAAGUUAAACUUUUAUUGUACACACUUGAAAUAUAUUUAAUCCUUGAAAAUUGUAUUAACUAUACAAGUAGCAACAACAAGAUGCACGAUCUUACUACAAUGUUAUUGGCACAACGUUAAUAUAUUCUUAAUGUUUCUCAAAAUUUGUUCUCGAUUCCAUUCUGUGUUAACUGUAUUUGUUUUAAAUCGUUUUGAACUACUUGAGAAAGACAUCGCUAUAGAUAAAUUUUGCAUUUUAUGAACCAACCGUUUAAUCAACUGUGAAGAGAAUGAUGCAUUAGCUCCCUAUUAAGAAUAUAGCGUUUGUUACAGUCAUCUCUGUUAUUGAUAAGCAUACUAACGCGUGAUCAAUCAAACCACCACGUGAUUGUGCGCGUAUGUGCAUAUGAAUAAUAAACGGAACCUUGUACAAAAUCCCUCUAUAUUCCGAUCGACGAUUUUAAUUCAUUACUAACUGAUUGAGUUAUGCGACAGCUCAACAUUUAAGUAUACAUACAUCUCUGUAAAGUACAAUCAUAUGCACAAACGAGGCGAAACUAUUUCUGUAUUUGGACUAAAUAUUAGUUCCGUAGACCAAACUUAAAUUAAAUCGAUCGAUUUUUAGUGAUGAAUAGUGGGCAACAGGUGUCAUUUGCCCUAAUUGAUGGAUCUUGUAAAAAUUAGCAUGCAAUAAGAUAAACGUAAUUGAAACAUUUAAGUCGUCCCUGUAAAAGUUAUAACAUAAAAGAAUACAUGAUUAUAAAAAAUAUAAGUAUAAAUAUGACAAAAAGUAUUUUGAAAGUAAUCGUUCUUGAAAAAGACCUGCACAUAACCUUAAUGGAAUGAAGUAGUUAUGGGGUUACUUUUUAUAUGAACGAUUUAACUGAGUCGAUUACGUGCCGAUAAAGAAUCUCUUGCCUAAAUGUUUAAUUAGCGAUAAAAAAAGGUAACAGGUAAAGAGAUGUACAGAUAAAUCCUAUGCGACCAUGACCAUUAUGCAAUAUGCACGAAUACCGCUUGAAAAUGCCGCCUAACGAAAAUUGUUAAUCUUAUUUCAUUUUCUUUUUGUUUAAAUUUUUCGAGUAAAUACAAUUAAGAUUAUCGAUAGUAGAACAGAUGUGUAUUAUGAAUUAAUUGAAACGAAUCUAUCGAUCGAUAGAAAGAUCCGUUAUUUUUCAGCUAUACGCUGAUAAUGUUAGGUUGACGUCUAAAAAUGCGCUUUCUAUACGCUUUUUCCAUGCAACAAUGUUUUCGUUGGAGGAUAUGUACGUGUGCACGUGUGUACGUAAAAGAUAGUAAGUAAUUAUGUCGUUUCUAUCUUACCUGCGAUAUAACGGUGAAUGAUGAUUUUGUAAUCACGGUACACGCAAUACACAUACACACAUGUGAAAGGAAAGAAACAUUCGAAUGAGAAGUGUACACAAUCCAAAUGGAUGUAUAUGUACAUGUAUAGCGGAAAGUACGUAUCAAGUAAAAAUGACGCAUCUUAAAAA